AUGUUUAAGCGCAGUGUCCAUGCAAAUAACGUAUCACUGCAGCUUAUUGAUCUCGACGGUGGUCCGGUCGGUGCCAACAUUACACAGAUGAUCUUGGGUAUGCCCAAGGCGGACACUCUGCCAACAUGGACUCGCAUGGACAGCUUCGACUCGCUUGAUAGCGUCAAGGACUGGGUUCGGAGGAGUGCAUGGGGUGCGUUGGUUAUCAACCCUGGGCUGAGUGGCCGGCUGGACAACGCUCUAUACAAUGGUACCGCUUACAAGCCAAAUGAAGCACUAACCAUGGUCCUGUCUAGUGGGCGCCAUGUAAUUAGCUCGAUCAUGUUCAUUCAGCCAGCACUCUCAGGGGCUAUUGCCCGAGUUGCUAACCAGUACUCGCUCAAAAUGGUUGAUGCAUUUCAGUCACAGCAGAUGGGGCUUGGCGGAGCUGACGCGUCCAAGACCAACGUAGAAGCCUUGCUGCGGCCAAUUGGCUAUACAUCGGUCGAUGUUGCCCCAGAUGGCUUUGGCCUGGCGCCAUUCGUCACGCUAUUCGGCUUUCUGUGCAUGGCGCUGUGUACUCUCUCGUUUUUAAUCACAUGGAAAUUCUCAAGCUUCACGUUCUUCCUCAAGGUCAAGUUCCGCGAUCUAGCUGCCAUGUGGAUUGCAUUGCUCCUAUCAGUCUCGGUAUUCCUGUCGCUCCAUUUCUCGCUUGCCUUUCUUGCGUACCGCGGGCCUGACUAUGGUAUUGAGGCCAAAAAAUACACGGCCGGGUCGUUUUUCAAGAUCUGGUUCACUGGUGCUGCUGUCAACAUGGCGUUUGCAACGUGGCUCUUCACCUGGUUCUUGAAUCUGAUGCCCAAGUUCAUCGCGCUUCCUUCCCUGGUCACCGUCAUCCCUAACGUUGUCUCAGUUGCAACAACGCCUGAAUUUGCAAGCCGCUUUUACAAGAUAUUCUACUGCCUUCCUUUCUAUAACGGCAGCCGCAUUUUCCAGACCGUGACGACAGGUGCGUAUCCCCACAGCGGCAGAUACGCCGGAAUUCUUAUUGCCGAGAUCAUCGCCAUGCUCAUUUGCCUGACCAUCAGCAUCUGGCUGCGCCAGCUCUUUGUGCUGCGUGGAAUUUCAGAUAUGCACGGCUGGUACCGCUGGAAUACAUUCUUCCAUGGGAUGGUUCCGUAUUACAAGGACGCCGCUGCUACGCAGCACAAAGACGAUGAGAGCCAGAUUGAACCUGCAAGCACUGCUCGGUCUCCAAGCUUCGACCACGAGUCUAUUGAUAUCAACGAUGCACAGAGCGACAACGUUAGUUUGCAAACAGGAAAUCUUGCUUGCUAA
Molecule: messenger RNA, 1317 nt
Organism: Linderina pennispora
Lineage: Eukaryota; Fungi; Kickxellomycota; Kickxellomycetes; Kickxellales; Kickxellaceae
Exons: 1
Coding region: 1-1317 (438 amino acids)
Cellular component (GO): membrane
Source: RefSeq, a predicted model, not a curated record